Molecule: messenger RNA, 1216 nt
Organism: Ornithodoros turicata
Lineage: Eukaryota; Metazoa; Arthropoda; Arachnida; Ixodida; Argasidae
Exons: 13
Coding region: 416-1216 (266 amino acids)
Molecular function (GO): metallopeptidase activity
Source: RefSeq, a predicted model, not a curated record
UGGCCGCACUGCCUAGAGCAUGUAUUACAACGAUUACCGAUCGAUCUCCAGAAAGAAUCAACUGCCAAGAUGGCUGAAGAAUCUUCUACGUCUGAACUUGCUGACGAGUCGGAAAUCAACGUCGUGGCUCCCGAAGACGAAGAACAGGAGUCUCGUAAGUGAUAGAUUUUACGCCAUUAUCGUUCGCUGGGCUGCUGCCGAGCUACCGCUUUGGCUCCGGAGCACUCGUUCAUGAACAGCUCGCCUUGCAUUUGCAGAAGGCAGAAGCCGAAAGCUAAUACCCGUAGCUGUUGUGGUCGGUCUGUUGCUCGCCCUGGCAUGCAUCGUUGGCGUAUACUUCCUGGUCACAUAUGACGAGAGCGAGGAAGACGAGGAAAUCUUCACCGAAAGCGCCCUGGGCGAGGACGAAAACAACAUGGCUGCCGGUGACAUCGUCAACGAGACAUCGUCAAAUACGUCAGGCGGCGAUGCAGGUACGGAAACUACUACAAAGGGCACGCCUGAUAGAAUGGAUAUCUAUACACGCCCGAUCACGGUGAUGUUUCUCGGAGAUAGCGACUACGGUUACACGUCUAGAGCGGAUUUUAUGAUCUACGGUCAAAGUAUUCUGAAUGUGGUGAACGCAUUUUUCGCGUCUCUGGAUAUCAAGAUAAAGAUGAAAGCGGUGCAGGCAUCUACACUGACGAAAUCGCAACUGGCAUAUUUACAAACAGGGAUCCCUAAAACACUAUCUUCCAUCCAGUCGAUAUUGAACGAAAGUGCGGAGGCCAAAGCAGCCGAUUUGGUGUUCGUGCUCUCAGGGUAUGUUCCUAUCACAAAAUCGGGCACUUACGCUGCAGGUAACCCAAAUUCGCUCUGCAGUGAAUCCAAGGUAGCCGUCUUUGCAGAUAGUCGCUAUUCUUACUUUUGCUUGAGGGCCCUACUUCAAGAGAAUCUCAUCUUCCGCAUACUGACGAACCCAAGAAACUGCCAGAGUCUUCGAAGCCAAUGCGCGUACAAUGACAUGCUCGACAGAUAUAGAGAAGCCCUUGCGAGUGGCAAGUGCCAAAACACGAACGAAACCUUCGAACCAACCACAUUCUCGGGGGUUGCGUACUUUGCUAUUAACCGGUAUUGCACAAUCAUCGGCAGGGAGGGCGGGUCGAAUCAAGUAAGCUGUCUUGAAUUCUAUUAUGUAACACUCCCAGACAACACUCAUGAAACAACGAAUCUUUAA